AUGGAUCCUGUACCCUCACGGCCUUCAAGGAGAUAUCGUAAUGUGUUUGGUAUUGAUAUUCCCAUCAUAGAAUGUAAACGGGAAUUUUCUUUACCACACAAAUUUCCAAGUAUGGUUAAUUCAUUAAAAAACAAGUGCAUGCUUAAAGAUUACAAGACAGUUACUAUUGCUAACCCAGAAGUAUCUAAUAGUCUGAAUGAAUCAAAGAGUAAAAAGAUAUUGAGUACAAAUACUAUACAAAAAUUAAGGAUAAAAACAAAAGAUGGUAAAGAUCUGGGAGAAGUUAAAGUACAAUUUUUGGCUCAAAAGAAUGUAUUAAAUACCUCACAGGUUGUUUACACUCAGCAAACUCCAACUUAUAAAAAAAAUAAUCCUCCCAAUCUAUCUAUUGCUUCACAAAAUAAUGGUAGUAACUUAUUGAAAUCAUUAGGAUCUCAGUCUCAUAUACUAAAUAUACAGAAAGAUACUACAGGACCACAAUAUAGUGUAGGAUCAGAAAUUAUUGUAAAAUCUGUUUCUUCUCCUGGCUUAUUGACAGAUAUUAAUAAAAAGUCAGAUGAAACACAAAAUGAAAACAUAAACAUACAUCAUAUUGUAAAUGAAAUAAAUAAAAUCAAUCAAAGUAACAAAUUACUGUUAUCAAAUGAGAAUGGACAUAAAUUGUUUCAUAAUACCCAAGAAACUGUAGAAUUAGAAAAUAAUAAUUUAGUAUUAUUAAAUAAAAAAAAGAAUGAAGAUUUAUUCAUAGAAAACAAAUGUACCUACGACAGCGAAAAAAAAGAUGUAAUAAAUGAAAGUAUCUCUAUAGCAACAAAAGCAGAGAUUCCAAACGAAACAAAUGUAUCAGAUGUUAAAAACUCUAAGACUCAAUUGGCAAAAUCAAAAUUUCCUAUAGUAAAAUGUGAAAAGUUAUCAAUGCAGAAAACUAAUGCAAAAGAAAUCACUACAUCUUCUACAAAGAUAAAUAAAAAGAAACGACGUUUUAACUCGAACACGUCUUCUAGAAAAAAGAUUAUUAAAUUAAAUAAUGACAUAUUUAGUUCAAACCCCACUGAAGUUAAAAGACAUAAUGUAAAUAUUUUAAGAAAGCCAACAAAUUCUACACAAAUGGAACUUCAUAAUAAAAUUAAUGAUUGUAAUAAAAGUGAUUUUGUAGUAAUAUAUGAAAAACCUACAAUUACGGAUCAAUAUUUCAAUAAUACACAGGAUGAAAAUUAUAUUUCAGUACUUGUAAAUAAUCCAGAUUCAUGUAAAGACAAGAUAAUUUGUAAUAAUAAAGAUAUACAAAACAGUGAUUCUAAAUUUGAAAGGAGUAAUGAUAUAACAAAAAAAAAAGAAAUUGAACAUAAUACAGAAAAAGAAAACUUUUCAGAUUGUUUAAGUGUAAUUAAAGAAGCAUUGACUAGUGUGAAGGAUGAACAACUUCGAGCUAAAGCUUUGCAUGCUCUUGCAGAGUGUGGAAUAGGCAUAGCAAAGGAAGUUCCAAUUACUCCUCCUGAUAAAUUAAAAACAGUUCAUGAUUCUCAAAUCCAAACUGAUGUAUUUGGACUUCUUGAUUUUGAAAAUUUUAUAUUAAUGAAAGCAGACACAUUUGCCCUAGAAAGGAUAAAGCAUAGAGAACGUUCAAGUAUUAAUUCUCUACCUCUCAUGAAAGAAGUACAAGUACAAACAGAAACACAAAUGCAGCCCAAGACAAAACAGAAUAAUUAUAUUAACGAUAUAGAUGUUUUACCUAUGUGGAAUUCAGUGCCUUUACAAGAUACAAUAAACUUAGAUAAUUUCUUAAAUGAAAAUUUAAAUAACAAUCCUAAUACAAAUAGAGUAAAAGAAGUAUUAUCAAUGCCACAUUCCUUAUGUAAAAAAAUAUCCAUACAAUUAGAAAGGGACUAUGAAGGAAUGCAGCACUGGGAUGAUAAUGGGUUGUUAAAUAUACAUCGGGCAGUGAUAGGUGAUCAACUACAUACAGUACAGAGAUUAUUGGUAGUUUUAAAAGCUUCAAAAACUAAUAUAGAUGUAUUAACAGAAAAUGGAAUGACAAGUUUGGAACUAGCAAUUAAGUUUGAUGUAUCUAAAAACAUAGUAAAAUUAUUACUAGAAGCAGGAGCAAAGCCAGUUUUAUCUGAUCUCCUUCAUGACUCUGCAGUAAUUUUAGCUAGCAAAUUAUCAUCUCCAUUUUUAGUGGAUCUUUUAAAUUAUGUAACAGAACCCAAACUUUUAAACCACGUGGAUUUAUCAGGAAUGGCUCCAUUGCAUUAUUGUGCAUUAAAUGGAUAUUUAAGUGGGGUUAAUGCUUUGAUAAAAAUGGGGGCAGAUGUAAAUCUACAGGAUAAUCAUUCAGGAAGAACACCAUUUUUCCAUGCACUUGAAAAUGAACAUACACCAGUUGCGCAAAAGUUAUUAGAAUAUAAUGCAAUUGCAGAUCUACCAAACUUCUCUGGGCAGUCUGUUAUGAGUUUGGUAGAUGAGGCAAAGAGCCUUUCAUUAAAGGUUGCAUUUAACUAA
This is a messenger RNA of Eufriesea mexicana, 2502 nucleotides long. RefSeq lists its product as uncharacterized. The record is from RefSeq and is a predicted model, not a curated record. NCBI's taxonomy places the organism in Eukaryota, Metazoa, Arthropoda, Insecta, Hymenoptera, Apidae. Gene Ontology annotation, molecular function: protein binding. The coding region runs from base 1 to 2502 and encodes 833 amino acids. The transcript has 3 exons.